UCUCGGAAUAACGACUAGUGAAAGUGAGAAUAUCCUUUUCCUUCAUUAGCUUGUUUAUUCCAACUUCGAAGAGAUUUUAACUCUUUUGAUGCAAUUACUGAACUCCGUUCCAAUUUUUUUACUUCAUUUCAACACUCACUCAUGCUUCGGUUUCUCUCCAAUGGCUCAAAUCUUUUUCAGCAUUUUACAUUCAUCCCUGUUAUCAUAAAAUCUUUGUCAGUUUUGACGCCUGCCACCUAUUCGACAAAUGUCCCAGCCGAAAAUGAGGUUAAAUUACAAAAAACUAGAGAUAAAUGGAAGGAUGCCACUGAAGUUUUAACUAAAUGGGGUUGUGGUGGAGACGAUAUGAAGAGAAUAUUUACCCGUUGCCCCGCAUUGCGCUAUGCCGAUCCUUCUCAGAUUCAAUCAAAACUCUGCUUGCUUAGUGACUUGGGUUUAGGGUCAUCUGAGCUAGUGAAGAUUAUCAAUUGCAGGCCUCGGUUUUUCAGGACGCGGAUUAACCAUAAGUUCGGAGAGAGGCUUGACUCUCUUAUGUCAUUAUUUGAGUCAAAGGAAAUGCUUCACAAGGCCAUUGUAAGAAACCCUUCAUUGUUAUGUGAAAAUAGCUAUGAUAUCGAAGGUAUUGUUGCACAAUAUGAAAAGUUAGGUGUGCCGAAAAGGGACUUUGUGAAAAUGCUGAUUUUGCGGCCGACAAUCAUUUCAAGGACUUCCUUUGACGAUGAGAAACUCGAGUAUAUAAGUAGGUCUAGGGUUUCGAAGGAUGCUAAAUUGUACAAGUAUGUGGUGACACUAAUAGGGAUUUCUCGUGUGGACACGAUUCGUGAAAAGGUCUUGAAUCUAGCAAAGUUUGGUUUUUCGGAUGAUGAGAUACUUGCUCUUUUUGGGAGGUCUCCUAAUAUUUUGACAUUGUCGACCGAUAAGGUUCAGAGGAACAUGACUUUCAUUUUAGGUACAAUGAAGCUUGAAGCUAAGACGAUCUUAAAGUACCCGAAUCUCUUGUUUGCAAAUAUGGAGACUGUUUUGAAGCCAAGAGGGCUUCUAGCAAUGAAGAUACAAGAUAUGGAUUCCAAGUUGAAAAUACCCUCAAUACAUAAGGCAUUGAGGAUGUCAGAGGAGAGGUUUUUAAAAUUGUUUGUUGAAUGUCAUGACAAGGAAAUAGCUGACGAAUUAAUGGAGUUUUAUAAAAGGACAAAAGAGGUUAAAAGAUUAGCAGCUUCAUCAAAGACUUGUACUUCUAGAGGUUUCCCUUUUUGAACUACAUUUCUAUGCUUUGAGAUAAGUUUAGAGCUGAAGUAGAUUUCUGUUUUGUGGUUAUUAUUUUUCUGAUGCUUCGUAUUAGCUUCUCUGUCUGUCUAAAUCUUAAUGGAGAUUUUUCCUGUCAGUUUUUGUAACAGCCUGACAGGUGAGCGGCUAAGUUUUGAAGUGAGGAAAUAAUUUAUAUUCAUAUUGAUGUAAAAUAAAUGCUGAAUAUUCUUACAAAUGACAAUGCACUAAUCCUUAUUUAUGCUUAUAUUAUACUCCUAUUGAUCUAUGUCAUUGAGAUUUGACAAAGUUUUACGUUGACAGUCGAUUGUCUUACACAACCCUCUCCUUUUAUUCCGGCUAUACAUAACAAUGCUAACAUAGACAAGAUUCCAACGAGGUUGGCCUAGAUGAAGCAUGUGACGCACCCAAAGUCUUUAGUGAGAGGUUCUUGGUUUGAUAUUAUGUGAAAAAUAAAUCUCUCUCAGAGAAGUCAUACUCUUGUUGCUCUGUCUGUCUUGAACAUGUGAAUUUCAUCAAGAAAAGAGAGAACGGUGAAAUGCUAACACAAUAUAUAGUAGAAUAUGAUGAGUUGAUAUAUUUUAGACAUUGUAACAUUCAUAAACAACUUAAAUGUCUAUAUAUGGAAGCAAAAAUGGUUUACACAUUAUGAUCAAACUUAAAGAGCUCUUUCAUAAAGGAUUGUGUU
Molecule: messenger RNA, 1951 nt
Organism: Vicia villosa (hairy vetch)
Lineage: Eukaryota; Viridiplantae; Streptophyta; Magnoliopsida; Fabales; Fabaceae
Exons: 1
Coding region: 142-1254 (370 amino acids)
Biological process (GO): chloroplast organization; regulation of DNA-templated transcription
Cellular component (GO): chloroplast
Molecular function (GO): double-stranded DNA binding
Source: RefSeq, a predicted model, not a curated record